Molecule: messenger RNA, 1970 nt
Organism: Jaculus jaculus (lesser Egyptian jerboa)
Lineage: Eukaryota; Metazoa; Chordata; Mammalia; Rodentia; Dipodidae
Gene: Emc3
Product: ER membrane protein complex subunit 3
Exons: 8
Coding region: 152-937 (261 amino acids)
Biological process (GO): protein folding in endoplasmic reticulum
Cellular component (GO): EMC complex; membrane
Source: RefSeq, a predicted model, not a curated record
GGCAGCCCGGCGGCCCAGCUAGAAGCGGCUCAGGGAGAAGCGAGACUAUCCUGUAUCCCACGCCAGCCAGGCUGAAGGGCGGGAGAAGGCCCGGAGUCGAAAUCCAAAAGCAACUCAACUCCUCCCAACCGACAGCCAACUUUCAGUGGGGAUGGCGGGGCCAGAGCUGUUGCUGGACUCCAACAUCCGGCUCUGGGUGGUGCUGCCAAUCGUAAUCAUCACUUUCUUCGUGGGCAUGAUUCGCCACUAUGUGUCUAUCCUGCUUCAGAGCGACAAGAAGCUCACCCAGGAACAAGUGUCUGACAGUCAAGUCCUAAUUCGAAGCAGAGUCCUCAGGGAAAAUGGAAAAUACAUUCCCAAACAGUCUUUCUUGACACGAAAAUAUUAUUUCAAUAACCCAGAGGAUGGAUUUUUCAAAAAAACCAAAAGGAAGGUUGUGCCUCCUUCUCCUAUGACUGAUCCCACUAUGCUCACAGACAUGAUGAAAGGGAACGUAACGAACGUCCUCCCUAUGAUUCUCAUUGGUGGAUGGAUCAACAUGACAUUUUCAGGCUUUGUCACAACCAAGGUUCCAUUUCCACUGACACUCCGUUUUAAGCCUAUGCUACAGCAAGGAAUAGAACUACUCACAUUAGAUGCAUCCUGGGUGAGUUCUGCAUCCUGGUACUUCCUCAAUGUAUUUGGGCUUCGGAGCAUUUACUCUCUAAUUCUGGGCCAAGAUAAUGCUGCCGACCAGUCACGGGUGAUGCAGGAGCAGAUGACAGGAGCAGCCAUGGCCAUGCCUGCAGACACCAACAAAGCUUUCAAGACAGAGUGGGAAGCUUUGGAGCUGACAGAUCACCAGUGGGCACUAGAAGAUGUUGAAGAAGAGCUCAUGGCCCAGGACCUGCACUUGGAAGGCAUGUUCAAAAAGGAACUUCAGACCUCUAUCUUUUGAGUGCUGAGCAGGGAUUAGCGGUGUCAGAACUUGAGUAGCGCUUAACCUUGUAACUUUUGCUGGAGCCGGAGCCUCUGAGAAUAAAAAGGAGGGUGCAAGGGCUGGCGGGCGUGCAGCAAGGCUCGUUCUUGUCUGAGCUGGGUGCCCCUUACUGUUGGAAACUAAAGGAAAGAGGAGUGUGCUGGCUGACGUGCUGCCUAAAGUGUUGUGUGCUCACAUUCUAGUCAAAAAGGGGGAAACUCAAGCUAUGGUAAUAGAUCAAAACUUAGCAAACACUCAGUCUGAAAGAAGCAUUGUCAGUUAUAAUUAGUUAUUAUCAUGUUUGUCAGCCUGACUUCUAACCACAGUAAACUCCUGUUUGCUUAGGAUCCCAACACCCUGCAUUUUAUCUUUAAUUUCUUGUUAGUCUUUUUAAACUUUCUUUACAGAAGUAAUACAUUUUUGCUGCUGAAAACUUAGAAACGAUGGAUGAACAACACAUCUCCCUAUACUGUUCAUUUUGAACCUACAGAAUGACAAAGAGCCAGUAUAUACCAACCUUACUGAAAUAAACUCUUCAGAGUGAAUACCCAGGGCCAGGACAGAGUCAGCAAACCUUUCAUAUCUCUUGCUAUUGUCCAUUGAAAAUCGGUGACCCUGAGGCACUGCCAGACUUUCAAGUGUCUUUGGGAUCAUCAGAGACAGGUGACAUACUACAAGUUCUUUAUCUGAACUUCAGAAAAUAUCAAAUCCAUUGGCCAAUCAAUGGUGCUGUACUGUAAGUGGCUAUUCACUUGAACAAAUGGCCUCAUUUCCCAGUUCCUCUGGAUAGGAGAGAGUUUACAUAUCACUGUAAGAGGGAGAGAGGGCAGCUGCUGGGAGAUACAUAGAUCAGGGUGUCCAAGAGGACUCUGUCUAGAUGAGCAACCCCAGGGAAGUGGCAGGGUGCCAUUUCUGUACCAAGAAGUGAAUGUAAUUUGCAUGUUGAGCACUGUAAUCAAAAACAAGCAACUCUUGACUCUACUAAUUAAACAAUCCUGUUUUCUCUUCUUUA